AUGUCACACGCACGAAUAGAAGAAGUUAGCGAUAGUGACCUAGAUAGCGACCCCGCCGAGGAGGAUAUUUCCGACCUUGAUUCUGACUUCGACGAGCGCGAAAUCCUUAGACGCCGCGAGCCUGCCUCGGGUCCACGGUCAUCCCAAGCGCCUCCUCCACGAUCCGCCGCCUCCCUGAUCAAUCCCACUAAUAUCCCUUCAUCCACCAAUACGCCUCAGAUAACGACCGCCAGCGAUGGCACCCAGUUCCAUACCACGGAAGAUGACAGCAAGUACAAGGACUUCCAGUGCAUAUACCCCGUGUAUUUCGAUAGAACGCGGAGCAGGCAUGAAGGCAGGAUGGUAGGAAAAGAAUUAGCGGUGCCAAAUCCUCUCGCUAGAUCGAUUGUUGCUGCCUGUGGGAGGCUGGGGCUCGAGACGCUGUUUGAGCCCGCAAAAUUACAUCCCAAAGACUGGGCUAAUCCUGGACGCGUGAGGGUUAGGAUAAAGGGGGGAAACAACUCAACCGUGAAGAAUAAACACCAUCUCUACAUCCUAAUCUCCCAAUAUCUCAAAGCGAACCCAACGACAGAAGAAGCAGCAAUACGAGUUCGUAUCCCAGGGGUCCAGCCUCCCGACCCAACGAAACCAUAUCCAAAACCAGCAGCCCCAAAAGGAUGGAAAAUGGGCACCAUAUUACCGUAUUAUAGCCCUGCCAUCACGGGUGGUGGUGUCAGUGAGAAUUUCUUGAAAGAUAUGAUGUCUGAGAUGCAAGGUGCGGGUGGAAUGCCGAAUCUUGGCGCAUUACAAGGUAUGAUGGGCGCAGAUGGUCCGGGUGGAGGUGCUGCCUCCUCAUCUAGUGGCGGAGAAGCAAAGAAAAAGGACAAGAAGAAGAAAGUUAAGGUGUGA
Molecule: messenger RNA, 888 nt
Organism: Venustampulla echinocandica
Lineage: Eukaryota; Fungi; Ascomycota; Leotiomycetes; Helotiales; Pleuroascaceae
Product: SRP19 protein
Exons: 2
Coding region: 1-888 (295 amino acids)
Biological process (GO): SRP-dependent cotranslational protein targeting to membrane; SRP-dependent cotranslational protein targeting to membrane, signal sequence recognition
Cellular component (GO): signal recognition particle, endoplasmic reticulum targeting
Molecular function (GO): 7S RNA binding
Source: RefSeq, a predicted model, not a curated record